UCAAAUGCUUAUAGAGACGCCCAUUACCUCCUCCUCCAUCCACCACCACGCUUCUCCGUCAUUACACUCCUCUCUUGCAUUUAUCACCACCACCUCCUCUCUCUCUCUCUCUCUCUCUCUCUCUCUCUCUCUCUCUCACACACACACACACACACAUUUGCGAAUUGCGAUGGAUCUGAAGAGUUGCAUGACUACUGUUUUCAUCAUCUUCCUCCUACUUGCAGUGCCUGGUUUCUCCAAAGUUAAACAUGGAUUAGGUUCAGAAGUUUAUGAUAUCGAUUAUCGUGGACCUGAAACUCAUUCUCAUAGGCCUCCACCAAACCGAAACCGACCUGGUGGUGUUCGCCAUGGAAAUCUCAACAAGCAUCCUCAUUCUCAUUUAACUCAGAAGCGCCAUAAACAAGGAAAAAAAGCUUAAUGGAUGAAGACUAUUCCAACAAUGGUGUCGCUCAAGUAUAAGUUAAAGUUGAGAUAUCUAUGGUUUUGUGUUGUUUUUUUUUCUAUUUGCAUGAUUACUCGUAUAAAUAUCAAGUUAAGAAUAUACUAAAAUGCAUGUGAUUAUGAUUUAUUUAUAUUGGCUGCGACAUCAUCCGAUAAAACAAACAAAUCGAAGCAUUUUAGUACGUUCUUGAUUCUAAAUUAUUGUGAUAAUAUAUAUCCAACUGUGGCUUUUAAAUUUUAAUCAUGUAAGUUUCUUAGUAUUGGAGAAUGGAGAAAGAUCUCAAUGUAAUAUAUGCAGCACGUUUUCAUGUUGUAUGCUUGUAUUUGAAGUUUGGCAAAUUAAUGAUGGUUUUAUUAUGUGUAAA
Molecule: messenger RNA, 806 nt
Organism: Lactuca sativa (garden lettuce)
Lineage: Eukaryota; Viridiplantae; Streptophyta; Magnoliopsida; Asterales; Asteraceae
Source: RefSeq, a predicted model, not a curated record